CCGAGGUUAAUAGAGCAGCUGAACGCAGAGUGAGGUACUCGUCUCCUCGGAAAACAAAACAAACGCUGAGAAAUGGCUCGUACAAAGCAGACGGCUCGUAAAUCCACUGGAGGAAAGGCGCCCAGGAAGCAGCUGGCGACCAAAGCCGCCAGGAAAAGUGCGCCCUCUACUGGCGGAGUGAAGAAGCCCCACAGAUACAGGCCUGGGACUGUUGCUCUCCGUGAGAUUCGUCGGUACCAGAAGUCCACCGAGCUGCUUAUCAGGAAGCUGCCCUUCCAGCGUCUUGUAAGGGAAAUUGCUCAAGAUUUCAAGACUGAUCUACGUUUCCAGAGUGCAGCAAUUGGUGCACUGCAGGAGGCCAGUGAAGCCUACUUGGUUGGAUUGUUUGAGGACACUAACCUGUGUGCCAUUCAUGCAAAAAGGGUUACCAUCAUGCCCAAGGACAUCCAGCUGGCCCGGCGAAUUCGAGGAGAAAGAGCCUAAAUGUGUGAUUUUGGGGUUUUAAUCUUUUUAGGGGGGUGGGAUUGACUGGGGUUUGUUUUGUAAAUCUUGAACUAUUACCAGCAUGUGUGCCACAUAAUUGUUUGUAGUUCGAGGCUUGUAUUUGUACUUCAUUUUUCACUUUACUCCUAUUCUGACAUUGUAGAAUAGUGCUUCAUAUCUGUACAUUCUGAAGAUUCAAUUUCUUUCUCAGGUUCACUUUUUUUUCCUCCCCUAAAUCCAGUGUGUGCAUGUCAUAGGAUUUUAUUUCCUCUUUUAGUGCUGUAAAUAAAAAACAUUUCUGCUACCUCA
Messenger RNA from Cololabis saira (Pacific saury), 792 nucleotides. RefSeq names its product H3 histone, family 3D (gene h3f3d). NCBI's taxonomy places the organism in Eukaryota, Metazoa, Chordata, Actinopteri, Beloniformes, Belonidae. The transcript has 4 exons. The coding region runs from base 73 to 483 and encodes 136 amino acids. Gene Ontology annotation, molecular function: protein heterodimerization activity; DNA binding; structural constituent of chromatin. Gene Ontology annotation, cellular component: nucleosome. The record is from RefSeq and is a predicted model, not a curated record.